Molecule: messenger RNA, 468 nt
Organism: Fonsecaea erecta
Lineage: Eukaryota; Fungi; Ascomycota; Eurotiomycetes; Chaetothyriales; Herpotrichiellaceae
Exons: 2
Coding region: 1-468 (155 amino acids)
Source: RefSeq, a predicted model, not a curated record
AUGUGUUGCCAGUCGAAACCUCGGCACGCCCCUGCGGGAGACCUGGUUGCCAUUCUGCACCGUAUCCGCGACAACAACCGACUCCAAACCGUCAGUAACACGUGCUGGUGCCGGUUGCUGCUCAGUAAAUCUUGUCAAAAUGAGAUACUGGGAGAGCUACGGUGCGAGGAACCGAGCCACGCCAAAAGGUUUCAGGGCGAGAAGCUCAACGUGACGAUCUGGACGUACGCAAAUGAGCACUUCCGCUCUGUGCCCGCGAAGAAACCUGCAAAUCCAGUCUUUGUCCGCUUUGCGUUGAUUGCUGGAGCAGGUCCUAUAGUUGUCAGCCCCAGUUCUCCCGAUGCCAAUGGGCUUGGCCGCCGAGAUUUUGAUCUCACGGCUGAUGAUCGAGGCAUCGUUGGCAGAGAAGUUGACGUCGCAAAUGAGCAAGGCCAAGUGUUGGGAAGAGGCAUCAUCGGGUGGAAUUGA